AUCUCAGGUUCCUAACCCCCAGAGAGGGGAUCCGAUUCAGUCUCAGCCGCCCCCUCCAAGCCUCAUGUGACCGUUGGAGCCCUUCCCAAGGCUUCCUUCAUGCCAGAGAAGACAGCAGUGGAUCAGCCUUGGGCGCAAGCCCUGAGGGAGCUGAAGGAACAACUUCAGGCCCUUCAAGACAGCGAGCGGGAGCACACUGAGGCGCUGCAGCUGCUCAAGCGACAACUGGCAGAGACCAAGUCUUCCACCAAGAGCCUGCGGACCACUAUCGGUGAGGCCUUUGAGCGGCUGCACCGGCUGCUGCGCGAGCGCCAGAAGGCCAUGCUGGAGGAGCUGGAGGCAGACACGGCCCGCACACUGACUGACAUCGAGCAGAAAGUCCAGCGCUACAGCCAGCAGCUGCGCAAGGUGCAGGAGGGAGCCCAGAUCCUGCAGGAGCGGCUGGCCGAAACCGACCGGCACACCUUCCUGGCCGGGGUGGCCUCACUGUCCGAGCGGCUCAAGGGAAAAAUCCAUGAGACCAACCUCACGUAUGAAGACUUCCCGACUUCCAAGUACACAGGCCCCCUGCAGUACACCAUCUGGAAGUCCUUGUUCCAGGACAUCCACCCAGUGCCAGCCGCCCUAACCCUGGACCCAGGCACAGCCCACCAGCGCCUGAUCCUGUCGGACGACUGCACCAUUGUGGCUUACGGCAACCUGCACCCACAGCCGCUGCAGGACUCACCAAAGCGCUUCGAUGUGGAGGUGUCGGUGCUGGGUUCUGAAGCCUUCAGUAGUGGCGUCCACUACUGGGAGGUGGUGGUGGCAGAGAAGACCCAGUGGGUGAUCGGGCUGGCGCACGAAGCUGCAAGCCGCAAGGGCAGCAUCCAGAUCCAGCCCAGCCGAGGCUUCUACUGCAUCGUGAUGCACGAUGGCAACCAGUACAGCGCCUGCACGGAGCCCUGGACGCGGCUCAACGUCCGGGACAAGCUUGACAAGGUGGGCGUCUUCCUGGACUACGAUCAAGGCUUGCUCAUCUUCUACAAUGCUGAUGACAUGUCCUGGCUCUACACCUUCCGCGAGAAGUUCCCUGGCAAGCUCUGCUCUUACUUCAGCCCUGGCCAGAGCCACGCCAAUGGCAAGAACGUUCAGCCGCUGCGGAUCAACACCGUCCGCAUCUAGUCCAGGCCGAAGCAGACCACAGCCUCCUAGGGCCACUGCCACCUGCAAGAGCCCUGCCCAGGAGAUAGAAGACCUGGACUACGGCCCACAGUGGCCACUGGAGACCUCAGGCCAGUUGUUUACCCUCCAGUCUCCAUGUCCCUGUCUGUAAAAUGGAGGUUGCAUUCCCUACUUCCUAAACUCUCUUCCAGCAUCGAUGUUCUGUAGCUCUGACCUUGAUGGGGAUACAGCUUUGAUCCAAGGAUGUGACAUGGCUUCUCCUCAGGGCAACCCCUGCCCAACCCUCAGCCCCAUCCUCUCAGGGGCAGGGGACUACCUUCCAGUGUCUCCCUCCUGCCCAGCCCUGGCCUCAGGAAGUGUCAGAGCAUGGCCAGUAGUUGGCAGCCCGAAAGACACACAGCACCCUCUUAUGUCCCAUGGCCUAAGACUUGCCCCUGACCAAGCUAGUGAUGGGCCAUUUACCCUUGACCCCAGUCCACAGUGGACACAGGUAGUGUCCUAGGGUUGCCUGAGAACCAACCUCUCCUGCCACCCCCACACCAAGAACUAUAUGGUUCCUACUUUUCCCACCGAUCUGCUGGUCAAUGAUGAUGCUGUGGGCUGUGGAAGGCACCUGGUAGUUAAGUCCACACAUUACAGUCAUGUGCCACCACCUUCCUGCGCACAGGCCCAAGGUCAGGGUGAGAGUAUACCCAAAGCUGAUGCAGAGCCCAUUAGCCUAAAAGCAACUGCAGGACAAGCCUCCCUGGAUGAUCGAGGUCCCCAGCAGCUCUGAACAAGAGUCCAGCCAACCCUCUUCAGCCAAGCCUCUGUGACCUGCUAGGGUGCAGGAGGCUUCAGAAGCUGUUGUUGUAAUUAGGACCCAAGCACUGGGAGGGGCUGUUGGCUGGGACCUCUCGUCAGACUUGGCAUCUAUCUCAGUUAGGAUCCUGCUGCAGAAAACAAGAGCCACUUGUAGCUGGUUUAAUUAGACAAGGAUUUAUUACCUGGCCCCUGGUGGCUUGCAACAUUGUUGGAAGAGCUGGAGAAGCAGACUCUGCUGAAUUUCCAGGAACGACUCCCAGCGCCAGAUUCAUCAUGUCUGUUGUGACCAGGAAAGCUGACCCCAUCCGCAGGAAGCCACCGCGCCAAAAGCUGCUGACUGCAGAACUAGGCUCCCUCUGCCACGGUCCAUGCCAGCCAAUGGAUGUCCUGAGGCCUGCCCCUCUCCCACUUCACUCAGUUCCCAAAUCUAAAUUUUUACAAGAGAUUCUGUUUGGGGGAACUUAAGUCAGAUCUAGAACCUUGGCUGCAAGGGAGUCUGGGAAAUGUCGUU
This is a messenger RNA of Mandrillus leucophaeus (drill), 2479 nucleotides long. It is a transcript of the gene TRIM62, whose product is annotated as tripartite motif containing 62. The record is from RefSeq and is a predicted model, not a curated record. Gene Ontology annotation, molecular function: protein binding. NCBI's taxonomy places the organism in Eukaryota, Metazoa, Chordata, Mammalia, Primates, Cercopithecidae. Gene Ontology annotation, biological process: innate immune response; positive regulation of canonical NF-kappaB signal transduction. The transcript is spliced from 5 exons. The coding region runs from base 100 to 1164 and encodes 354 amino acids.